CCAACCAAACAGAGUAUUAAGGUUCAUACUUGCAGAAGCUAGUUUCUCUGUUUCUCCUCGAGGUAAAAAUGACAGAAGUAAGUGAUAAUUCUGAAAUUGAAGGAAACCUCCAUCAUUUUAUUGAAAUGCCUCAGCAGUCUCAACCGCGGCCGAGGCCUAGGCCACGGAGGCCUUCUUCGUUCUACCUCUCAGACGCACAAAGAGAAAAUUACUUGAAAAUAUGUGUUCCUCUGUACAAUGCUGCUCUUGAUGGCGACUGGCAUGCUGCUGAAGAAAUUAUAACAGAUUGUCCUGAGGUGAUAAACAUGAGCAUUACAAAGAAAGAAGAUACUCUUCUUCAUGUUGUAUCCUCAACAGGACGGACACACUUUGCCGAAAAGGUUGUUAACAUGAUGACAGAUGAGGACUUGGAACUUCAAAACAAAGACGGGGAAACAGCUCUCUGUGUGGCAGUAGCUUCAACUGUUAAAAUGGUUGACAUUUUGCUGGCAAGGAAUAGCCGCCUUUUAGAGAUACGUAAAAAGGGCGGGUUACCAAUCUUGUGUGCAAUUUGGUGUGGAGACAAGAACAUGGUGGCACAUAUGUAUUCCAAAAUUAAUCUGGCUGAUAAAAAGUGGACUCAAUCUGAUAGAAGAAAUAUACUGAAUUCCUGCCUUGCGAUAGGCCUAUUUGAUAUUGCACAUAAGAUAUUGAUUCACUAUAAGAAAGAAGGAAUUCUGAAAGUAGAUACACGCGUACUAAGGUAUCUGGCCUAUAAACUUUCUGCAUUUGAUGAAACUGCGCAACCUUUUAUCAGAAGACUUAUAAAUACGAUUCUUCCCGGACCAAGACUAGGACCCACUGAUAACUCUAAAGCAGCUGAAAUAGUGAGGAUAAUGUGGGGAGAAAUUAUCAAGCAGAAGCAUGAAGAUGUAUUGAAACAGAUUGCUGGGGAUCCAAACCGGGCAAUAGUAGAAGGACUUUUAUUUACAGCGGCUAGAUUUGGCAACCAUAAGUUUUUAGUCGAGCUCCUUAGAAUGUAUCCUGACGUUACAUGGGACACAGAUGACAAUAAACACACAAUAUUUCAUGUUGCAGUUAUAAAUCGCCAUGAGAAUGUGUACAAUUUGCUGUACGGAUUUGGCUCAAAGAAGUUGGAGAAAACAGAUAAAGAUGGAAACAAUAUUCUCCACUUAGCUGCCAUAAAGCCAACACAAACUCGACUUAAUAUUGUGUCAGGAGCAGCUCUUCAAAUGCAAAGAGAACUACUGUGGUUUAAGGAAGUGAAAACAAGGCUGAAUUCAGUUGACAGAAGAAAGAAAAACAAUCAAGGCAAAAACCCGAAGCAAUUAUUCACUGACGAGCACGCAAAGCUAAUGGAAAAAGGCGAAAGCUGGAUGAAGCAAACAGCAGCUCAGUGCAUGGUUGUUGCUGCUCUUAUAGCCACUAUCACAUUUGCAGCAGCUUUCACCUUACCAGGUGGCAGCAAUUGCGACAGCGGGCAUCCAGUACUCAUGAAGAGCAGUGCCUUCGUCGUGUUUGUGGUAACAGACGCCAUAUCAUUAUGCACCUCAUCAGCUUCUAUACUCGUGUUCUUGGCAAUUCUCACUGCACGUUAUACAGAAUACGACUUCUUGGCAUCUCUCCCUGUGAAAUUGAUGGUCGGACUCUUAACACUUUUCAUCUCAAUAGCUACCAUGAUGAUUGCUUUCAGUGCGAGUUUCUUUCUACUCUAUGCAAAAAGCAUGAAGUGGAUUCCUAUACUAGUUGCUACAUUAGCUGGUUUGCCAGUUAUACUAUUUGCUUGGCUACAUUAUCGUCUAUUUUUUGACGUGAUAAAUACAACAUACAGUGCCAGGUAUCUGUUUAGGCCGAAGAAACGUAUAUUUGGCUAGCAAAUUCAUGUUGCAUCUUUGAUUUCGGAAGAAAUUGUUGUAUUCCUAUGUGUUCCUCUUGGAUUGUACUCUAAGGUCUCUUUUCUUCGCAUGUAAAUCCCAAAUUAUAAGAUAACAUA
Daucus carota subsp. sativus is the source of this 1993-nucleotide messenger RNA. RefSeq names its product ankyrin repeat-containing protein NPR4. Lineage: Eukaryota; Viridiplantae; Streptophyta; Magnoliopsida; Apiales; Apiaceae. The transcript is spliced from 6 exons. Gene Ontology annotation, cellular component: membrane. Gene Ontology annotation, molecular function: protein binding. The record is from RefSeq and is a predicted model, not a curated record. The coding region runs from base 69 to 1874 and encodes 601 amino acids.